CAGUUUUUUAGUCAAAUGUUCAAUUGCCCAUGUGGGCAUUUUGUGUACUUAAAGAGUCCUGCCUGGCUGUAUCAUUCGAAAAAUUUGCUCGCUUCAGUUCCGAUUCUCGCUCUGCGUUCUCGUUUUAAGCUGAAAAUCAUGAAAGCCUCCUUGUUAGCUCCCAUUGCCCGAAGGCUGGAAGGUAAGGUGGCUGUAAUCACAGGCGGUGCACGAGGCAUUGGCGAGGCCACAGUCCGUCAAUUCCUGAGGCACGGCGCCAAAGUAGUCUUCGCCGAUAUCGAAGACAAGCUAGCUCAUUCCCUCUGCAAAGACAUCGACGCCCCAAGCUCCCUCUCCUACAUCCACUGCGACAUAACCAAAGACUCCGAAGUCGAAACUCUCGUCACCACCACUCUAUCCAAACACGGCAAGCUCGACAUCAUGUUCGCCAAUGCAGGCAUCUCCGCCUAUGGCAAAGACCAGACCCAAAUCCUAUCAUCCGACAACCAAGUCUUCGAAAAAGUAAUGCUUGUGAACGCCUACGGCUCCUUCCUCACCGCCAAACACGCCGCAAGAGCCAUGAUUCCCGCCAAAAGCGGCAGCAUUAUUAUGAUGGCCAGUGUGGCCUCCGUGACCAGCGGCGAUGUUUCGCAUGCUUACGUGGCGUCGAAGCAUGCGGUGGUGGGGCUGACGAAGAACCUGGGAGUGGAGCUGGGGAAGUAUGGGAUUAGAGUGAAUAGUCUUUCGCCGACUGGAGUGGACACGCCGAUUUUUAGGAAGGAGUUUGGGGUGGAGGAUGGAGAGACGGCGAGGAGGUUUUUCUCGGGGAUUGCGAACUUGAAGGAGGUGGUGAUGGAGGCGGAGGAUGUGGCGGCGGCGGCGGUGUACUUGGGCAGUGAUGAAGCGAAGUUUGUGAGUGGGUUGAAUCUUGUGAUUGAUGGGGGGUAUAGUACUACUAAUACUGCUAUCAAGGAGACUAUGAUCAGGAUGCGCAAGUCUUAAUCAUUUUAGUUUUGUCCGUUAAAUAAUGUCGGAGCCAGCAAAUAUAUAAUAUGGAAUUGAUUUUUUGGUUUUAAUAAUGAAAUUUGAAUUCUAAUACGAAAUUUUCUUUUGAUUGUGAA
Daucus carota subsp. sativus is the source of this 1100-nucleotide messenger RNA. Its product is annotated as short chain aldehyde dehydrogenase 1-like. The record is from RefSeq and is a predicted model, not a curated record. The transcript is spliced from 2 exons. Gene Ontology annotation, molecular function: oxidoreductase activity. The coding region runs from base 16 to 981 and encodes 321 amino acids. Lineage: Eukaryota; Viridiplantae; Streptophyta; Magnoliopsida; Apiales; Apiaceae.